This is a messenger RNA of Nomia melanderi (Alkali bee), 1748 nucleotides long. RefSeq lists its product as uncharacterized. NCBI's taxonomy places the organism in Eukaryota, Metazoa, Arthropoda, Insecta, Hymenoptera, Halictidae. The record is from RefSeq and is a predicted model, not a curated record.
GCAGAAUAAUCGUCGAGCCGCCAAUUAAACCUCCAAUAGCAGUGUUGGAUAUAUUUUGACUGGUGCUUUCGGAAACUUCGUUUGUUUUUUCAGAUUCCGAUCGCUAAUUUAAGUUGACAGUUGUUCGCAAUCUAGUAGAGAAUUUAGGCGUGUUCAAGAGUUACGUUCGAAUAUGUUGAAAAAAUCGAUUAGCGAUGAUACGGAUAAACAUAGAAGAUUGCUGUCUGCGCAGUCGUUGAAAACGUCCACCUUAAAAGAGUCAAAGUCAAAGUAUCUUGUAUGAGGAAUGUUAUAUGUCCGGGGAGAUAGUAUCGGUUUUUACCGAUGAGGUCAUAUGGGCGAUUCGUUGACGAAUAUUACGAAAUCGAAAAAUUACUUCGUUCAACAUUCUAACGUGUAUCCUUGCAUUCGCUGUUGGUUGUCGAAAUUACGAAUUUGUUUCACUCAUUUCUCUACUAUUAGUUGUCGCAGACUGCUGUUACUUCAAAAUGUCAAAGUGUGAUAGUACCGCGUGCAUUUUCAAUGUACCGUGAAAAAACAGACACUUGGGUUAAACAACUUGUUACGAACCAACCGAUGUAGUACCGAGUUCAAAUUAUAAUAAGUGGAAAACGUUUACUUCGUUGUCCAUUUACGACCGCCACGCGAAGGAAUAGCAGAAAAUUGCUAAUUCGUCCAAAGAAAUAACCAUGUGCUUUCUUGGUACUACAACGCCGAACAGUUUGGAAUAUCGUUAUUUUCCCACCACCAGAUCUCGUAUAAAUUUACGUAUAAAAGCUGGUCAUGAUGCGAGAAUAUGUUUACGUACUCACCUUGGUUCAGACUCUAAUAUAUAUGAGAUUGUUAUUGGAGGAUGGGGAAAUACAAUGUCAGCGAUAAAGAAAAAUGGCAAAGAACCUUGUGUUGCAGAGGCUGAAACUAAAGAUAUAUUAAAUACUGAACAAUUGUGUGAUCUAUGGAUACAAUGGUUGUGCGAUGGACUACUGAAUGUGGGACGUCAGAAUGGGGAAAUUUUAAUGUCAUAUAAAGAUCCAAAUCCAUUUGUUAUAAAUUAUAUAGGAGUCAGUACAGCAUGGGGUGCAACUGGUGAAUUUUUCAUAGAAGAAUCCCAGUGUACCAGUACAGUUGUCAGACAACAGUUGGUUGAUACAUCUAGUUAUUGGAUAGAUUAUAACGAAUUGCUCGGUCUUCCACGAAAUGUUACGCUUGCUUCAGAAGAUGGUCUGUAUGUAGGUCGUACCCAUCAUAGAGAUUCGCUUACACCUGGUAGUGUAAGGAAUAGCAUGUGUACAAUUGCAUGGGGUGGAACUUCUUAUAAUAAAAAAGAAUUUCAAGUACUCUGUGCUGAAAAUGUAAGCUGGGUACAGUCAUGGGAUGGCAAUAUUCCAAUGAAUGCACUUCCUGCUGGUGAAUCGGAAGAUGGCUAUGCCCUCUUUAUAGGGAGAGUUCUGCACGAAGGUACAUAUUACAUCGGAAAAAUUCAACCGAACCACCAAGUAUGUUAUGUACCUGUAGAUGGCAAGGAAGAAUCUUAUAUAAACUAUGAAGCCUUAGUCAUUCACGAUAUUGAAGAACAUGUUGGGAGGUAAAAUGUUGCCUCUAGUAAAGAAUAUAUCUUUUUCAACAUUUCUAAUGUAAAAUGUAAAAUAUUUUUGUUGCUGUAUACAAUUAUAUAAAUAUUUUGAAACUAAUGUAAUUAAAAGAAUCUGUGAAGUUAAAGAAUAAUAAAAGGAUCUACAUUGUAUCAA